Scaptodrosophila lebanonensis is the source of this 974-nucleotide messenger RNA. RefSeq names its product exosome complex component RRP40 (gene Rrp40). Gene Ontology annotation, biological process: exonucleolytic trimming to generate mature 3'-end of 5.8S rRNA from tricistronic rRNA transcript (SSU-rRNA, 5.8S rRNA, LSU-rRNA); TRAMP-dependent tRNA surveillance pathway; CUT catabolic process. The record is from RefSeq and is a predicted model, not a curated record. Gene Ontology annotation, cellular component: cytoplasmic exosome (RNase complex); nuclear exosome (RNase complex). The transcript has a single exon. Lineage: Eukaryota; Metazoa; Arthropoda; Insecta; Diptera; Drosophilidae. Gene Ontology annotation, molecular function: RNA binding. The coding region runs from base 175 to 870 and encodes 231 amino acids.
ACAAUCUAAUUGGUAAUAUUUGCAGCUGGACCUGCAAAAUUACUACGUUGUGCAGCACUAUAAAUAGUUUUGUGUAGUUGGCAACGCGGUUUCUUAGCGUCAGCUGAUUGGCAGCACAUGGGACCGGCAUUGUUUUUUGAUUUGGAACGCGCUUCAGUAUAAACAAAUUUGAUUAUGACAAGUAGCAACUUUGUAAUGCCUGGCGAUCGUGUCAGUUCCAUCGAGGAUCUGGCUAAGACAAAGCGCGUCAUACUGGGACCUGGACUUCGGCGACUAGACGACAAAGUAGUGGCUAGCAAAGCAGGACCGCUGCGCCAUAAGGAGCCGAACACCUUCUGGGUGGACAACUAUCAGCGACGAUAUGUGCCGGCACGAGGCGAUUUAGUGCUUGGCAUAGUGCGUGCCAAGGCGGGCGAUGUAUACCGCGUAGACAUUGGCUCGGCAGAUGUGGCGACCAUUUCGUAUCUCGCUUUUGAGGCGGCCACAAAAAAGAACCGGCCAGAUCUCAACCCUGGGGACAUGAUAUACGCACGAGUACUAAAUGCUAACGCAGACAUUGAACCAGAGCUGGUGUGCGUUAAUUCGAAUGGCAAGCGGGGCAAACUGGGCGUGCUCCAAGAUGGAUUCUUCUUCAAGUGCAGCCUGAAUCUGGGACGCAUGCUGCUGCGAGAGAAUUGCCCGGCAUUGGGAGCGUUGAAUGAAGAAUUGCCCUACGAGAUCGCUGUGGGAGUUAACGGACGCAUCUGGGUGAAGGCGCACACGCCACGAGACACUCUGGGACUGGUCAAUGCCAUUUUGUCGCUGGAAAAUGCGGGCUAUGCAGAGAUCGAGAAGGUAUGCGGGAAUCUGACCGAAGUGAUGCAAACGUAAUAAAAUGAUUAACUAAUUUUGCACUUACAUUUUAAGAAAGUUAGUCUAAAGUUUAUAUUUGAAAAUGUGAGAAAAAGUAAAUGUUUACAAUGUACAAAUUUGAA